GCACAUUUCAUUUUUUCUCGUUAUUGUAAUCUCAGCUCUCUAAAGCUGAAGGGCGCAGGUUUCGGGGUCAUUUAGAGUCGUUUUCCGUUUUGAUAAAACAGAAGGAAAGAUGAUUUUUGCAAACUUUUCUUUCACUUCUUGAUUUCUGUUUCAGCAGUUUAACUUCACCUCUCUUCUCCUUGGACUCCUGGUGACUGCAGCCUCUUGUAAAGGUUGAAUUUCACCUCAGAGGAAUGUGAAAGGAAAGAGGGUGAAUGAGUGAAUGAAGGAGAGGGGAAACAUUGAGAACAAAACAGGGAAGUUGAGCAAGCUCUACCCCUCCCCUUUCUCCCACACACCUCCUCCACACCAGUGCCUCCCUCCCACUCAGUAACCCCCCUCCCCUCCCCAUUUUCACUGACAUUUCUACUACUCACCUGUCCAGUUUACCCCCCUCUCUUUUUUCGCCUUAAUCCGAGCUCCUCCCCUGGAGGCAGGUGAGCCAGUUUGGGGGUAUAAAGGUAUGCCGAUGUGGAGAAACCUAUCUUCUCUGCUCUGAGGAGAGAGGAAGACACGGGACAGACGCAACAGGGCUGAGCGAGAGAGUGUGUGAGUGAGAGAGAGAGAGAGAGAGAGAGAGAGAGAGAGAGAGAGGCGGAGUAGGAAAGCAGCAAUUUAAAAAGACAAUUGGAUUGACUGUUCGCAGACUUGCACUGCAACCAUGGGGCUGGGAGUAAGUAUCUAAACUUCAUCACAUGCUUUGGCCUAACUCUCUAAGAGUCUUUAGAUCUCGGUUUUUGGAUUAGACCUCUUAUGAUUCUCUGUGUUUGAGCUCAGACCAAGUUUCUGUCACAAGUUAUUGCUUACUCUUGACAGUUGUGGAAUCGCCUGAGGUGUUUUAAAGUUUUGAAGCAGACAGUCUUAAGAGAGUCUUUCCAAAAACCGAGAGUUUUUAUGAGCGAGUUUCCCCCCUUAAGAAUGAUUAACACAAGAAGGUUUACAGCAUGUUUGAACAGCAACGUUGACACUGUUUGCCGCUCACACUGGCGCCACAAAAGAGGAAGUCUUCCACAUGUGCUCAGUGUCACGCCGAAGCUGAUUAUGUUUCACUUUCUUCAAUCCAGAGAGGGAAAGAAGAGUACAAACUGGCGGCGACGUCCGAUGGCGGGGAGAAGAAAGGCAAAAAAGGAAAAGGGGAGAAGGAUAUGGACGAUCUCAAGAAAGAAGUUGACUUGGUGAGUACACAAACAAAUGUAAAAAAACCAGUCUGUGUAAACGCCGGGGCCGGGAAAUGUCAGAAACGCUGCGCUUGUGACUCGCAAAAUCCCCUUUAUUCAUACUGAGAGCAGCAGCAGCAGCAGCAGCAGACGUCAAAUAACCUUCUUGAACUUUGCAAUCGUCCAAUACACAAAAGCUGACUCAUACUUUAAAGACAGUCCUGGUCACUGCGAGCCCCUGCUAUUGGUCACAGUCACAGCUGAGACAAACCUCACCGCUGGUCACAUGAGAGCUCGCUCUAUACCUUGUAUUUCAGAGAGAUUGCUACUCAGCGUCACAUGUCAUUAAGGCGUUUUGCAGCUUUACUCAUAAUUCUUGUUUUUAUCUCGAUUUGUCACGACUCUCUUAUCAUGAUCAGUACAUAAGUUUAUCAGCCGCUCUCAUGCAAGUACCAAACUUUCUCUUGUGCACUCUGGAGGCAUGUACAUUUGCAGACUUGCCUACAUUAUGUGGUUUUGAAAUUUCCUGUCUUGUUGAACAGUCGCCCCGAUUUCCACUGGUGUCAGCUCUUUUCUGAAUCGGUUGCUGGCUCAGGUCAUUUCCCAAGGUCAGAGGCGCUCUGGCGUUAAGUUCUGAAUGAUUAUACAGCGACCGUGCAGGAAUCAAAAAAAGCAUUUACUCGCAGAAAAAAAAAAGUGGAUAUUCAAGGGGUUAAGUUUGAUGUUUAGACCAUGGGAGGAGUUUUAUGAGGCUUAUGAAACAAAGUAAAAUUAAUACUGAUGCCUCUUUAUGACCUAGAAAAGCAAAGCAGACCAUCAGUGACAAGAUCGAUGAUUUCUUCAGUUAUUUUUCACACCUAGAAGCACAUUUAGAAACAGUAUUUUCAAGAGUCACAAGAUGGGCAAAAAUUUUAGAAAUAAGCGCAAAUCCUAGAAGCUUUAAAGUUUGAUUGAAACUUUUAUUAAAAGGGCGUCUAAAUUUGAAGUUAGCUCAUGACUUCUGGUUAAAAAACUGCGUUGAAAGGCGAAGAGUCACUGAGAAUGUCCUUGGCAAGGUUACGAGUCGAGUCGGUGCAGACUCAGGUUUUCUCGAAGUGUUUCAUAGAUUAAAUAAACUGCAAAUAAACAUCUGCGUGAUUAAAAUGAUGGUUUAGAUUGUCUUAGAUUUUUGAUAUGAUGUGUUAAAGACUUUUAAAAACUAGAUUUGACCCUCACAAGGUCAUCGAGUCAAGACUUAGAGUGAAAUCUAAAAAUACGUCUACAGAUACUGAUCUUUAAAAACAUCAAAAAAAUUACACUUUUUUCGUCUCUUUUUCACUUUUUAUUCACUUUUUAGUCGAGUUUUCCAAUGUCACCCCGCAGGUCAGAGAGUACUGCAGGUUAUAAGAUGAUAAAAUCCUCAUCUAGGUGACAGAUUAAUGAUUAUUGUCCUCCUUACGUCUUAACUCGAUCUCAAAGUCCUGCUGCUGAAGGUCAUCUCAGCGCCAUAGCAACCGUAUCACCACGCUCGCCGUAUCAUUUACUGCAAUCAACAGCGGGCGCUCUCUCUUCAAAGUGCUUUAAUUUCCAGAGUGUAAAGGGUUAAAGAGUCAUUUACAGUUCCUCAGGUGUCAGACUGAAGCUGAGGUUAAAGAGUAAUGACAGACUGAAGGAAACAGGAGCAGAAGUGUGAGCGACUCUCCUCGACGCCCAUCAAGCUGACAUGUUAAUGAUUAUUGCACCAUCGUAUUGCACCAUCAGAUUAUUAACCGAGGCGUCAAAGUCCGGUCGAAGACAAUGGAAACUGUUCCCAAGGCAACAUAAAGCGGUCUCAGAUUUGAUCCCUCGGACAAAGUCCAGCAGAAAGUGUCCUUUUUUGAAUCUCUGCAGGAGGGCGUGUCUGCGCGUCCAGAUAAGAUCCAAAAACCACGUGUUUUCAGAUCCCUGUUUCCCGAAGGCGGCUUCAAAAGUACUGGAAACGGAGCGUUUAAAAAAAGCAGCACUUGUUUAUAGCAUGAAACAGAACAUUAUCCACGGUACAUUUAACACGGAGCCAUCAGCGGCACCAUAACUUAUCAUUUUCUACACUAGAUAGUGACUGUUGCCUCCACUCAGGACUCCAAACAUCUCAUUUUCAGUCGUUGAAUUAUUGUAAUGUGGAAUAAAUGUCAGCAUUUUUUAAAAAACAGCUCAAAUCUAAUUAAAACAUAAAACUUUAAAAGGUCAGAGUCGAUUAUUUUGAAUCUAAUAAUCGUGUUUAAACCCUUGGAAAAGAAAGAUGUCAUUUCCUCGUUUUAAUAAUCCAAUCCAAAGGACAUACUUUCCAUGUUUAGAGUGUUUGACUUAUUGGAUUUGUCGGGGUGUUGCGAGCAGUUUAGGUUUUCUUUCAUGGAAAAGCAAUUACUCAGGGAGAGAGAAAAAAGACCACAGAGUGUCGUGCAGAAGUGGAAAAUUCAGCUCCAUCUCAAUCACAACAAGAAUUUCUCACAUAUGUGAGGCCAGGAACCGAACACAGAAACUACUGUUGUUGGCGUCUCUUCUUUGGACGUUCUGCUGCUAAGAUGAUGACAUGUAAGUGCUUACACAGUGCUGGAAAAUAAGAGGUGGGAGCCAGAUAUGAUCACAGAUCAUCCAAAUUACAAUCUAUUCAUUCACUGGCUGGAGGCGUUAUCCAAACAACACGGUGUAGGCGCCUGAGAGUGCCAGCUUCUCUGGUUGUUCAUUUCUAGAUUCACUUUUCUUUGAGAUUUCGACAGGAUGAAACCGUCUCAGAUUCUGCACGUCUGAAUAUUUCCCAGCGGCGGCACUUAAUCUGAUUGAAUCAUUAGAUGUUGAUGAGUGUUGAGGCGUGAAUCUGAAAGUGUGGGCGCCUCUUCUGGGUGAACUCCACUGAAAUGUCAAACUCAUGAGCAACACUCUCUGGAGGAAACAUCAGCAUAUCAGAUGGGUGACGCUGAUGGGACUGAAUAGAGUCAGACUGUUUUGAUGAGUCCGUGUGAACUGAGUCUGUGCCCUUCGAUUCAGCUUUUGGAGUCAUCAGAUCUGAGUCAUCUUCGAACCACACUGUACCGCAUGUGUUUAUAAUCCAGAACAGAUGCCAAGUCAACUUUAUGUCCAGGACAUGACGUGAGAUUGUUUUAAUCUCCAGACUGCCUCUAACUCCCUCUCUCCUCCUCUUUCUCCAUAGGAUGAUCACAAGCUGACCCUGGAUGAACUUCACAGAAAGUACGGGACCGACCUCUCCAGAGUAAGUCUGCGAGGCUCGUGUGUUUGUUUCUGUUUAGGCCUAUCGGAGUGAAAGUUACUCCCCAAGGUCGCUGUAUUCCAGCGAGGCAGAUAAACCAAGAAGACGGGAAGUUUUCCCAGAGUGCGGACGAGCCAAAAGCACACGUGUACUUGUAGCUCAGAGCAGAGUGGAUAGAGGCCGUUUUUACAGAUCCUUCACUUUGGAUAUUCAACUUUAACCUUAGAGAUGUGGUUUGCAGAAAAAAACCCGGUCAAGUCUAAGAGGCAGCAACAAAGCAGCGUCAACGCAGAAGUUUAAAUCAGGCUUAAACAAGGAAAACCUAAAAAUCAUAGAUAUCAUAUAACACUAGAUGCCUCACGAUCCUUAUAAUGUUGCGAAGUCCGAGCUGAAAAUGACGGCACACCCAAGUUACCAGCGUUUCAGUUACCAAUUCGGAAGAAAGGAAAAUCUGAGAUGGAAACAAGAUAGCUAAAGUUAUUUUAGUGCUUGCCUUGUCCGAGUAUAAGCAAGGACGAGGCAAGUGCUACAAUAACUAUCGUAGAUGUAGCCAUCUUGUGUCCACCCCUGAUUUUGCCUUCUUCUGACUUACGCUGUUAACUCGGGUGUGACGUCAUUCUCAGCUCGGACAAAAGCAAAAUCGGAGGCGGAAACUACAAAAGGGGAUGCUAAAAUAACUUAAAACAACUAAAAUAACAAGCGCUAAAAUAACUUUCAUAGAUGUAGCCAUCUCAAUUUUGCUUUUCUCCGACUUGGUAACUGAAACGCUGGUAACUCGGGUUUGACGUCAUUCCCAGCUCGGACAUCUGACUUCCGAGGUAACUCGAACGCUGCUAAUUAUAUCUUUGCGGCAAAAGGGCAAAAUAAAAGGCCUCAUUUUCGCAUAUACGCUUUGUAAUGCCAUUCAGAUAAUUUGCAAGUGAUCCCAGGAACAAAGUGGAGCAUCUAUACAGAGUUAUCUUACAGCUUUGAUAAUCUGGAGUAAGGACUUUUAAAAAUAACCCACUGUUUUAGCGUUUUCUAGCAAAAAAGGGAACUAAACCAACAAGACAAAGACGCGUUAUUUUAGGUUAAACCCACAUCUGUAAUGAAAUAACAUCUACCUGAAUAGAUCUGCUUCAGAGGAUGGAGAAAGAAUAUGUUGUGAUUUGAUUGAACUGACCCUCAGGAGUGCCAUUAAACCUCACAGUAGACUAAAACUGGGGGAUCCCUGCUGUUACAAAAUGUUCUUUCCGUUUUGGUCCGUGCUCUUCAUUAAGCCGAGGACACACACACACAUAAACACAAAUACACACUGAAUCCCAUUACACAACCAUACAGCAGCUAAAUGCUUCACUGAUGCUGAUUAUCUGCUGAAAUCUGAUCUGUCUGAGUUUGGCUCCAAACAAAAACUUCAUUCAGGCAGGAACACCGGUCUUAUUGACCCAACCAACAAGGGGAAAAAAAAACUCCUGUUAGGACCUUCAGUCACACUUGACACUUAAUUCUGCUCCAUUUUUAAACUCCGUAAGAAAGUGUGACCUUGACCAUGUGAGGCACUCACUGUUCAUUGAUAAUACGGAUACAGCCUGAUUGUCUCGUCUCCGUCUUCCACCCUUUUCGCUUAUCUGAACCUACGAGUUAGACACAUUACACAGAGCUGUGGAGGAAAGACAAACAGUACUUAGAGGAUUUCUGGAGUCUUUCUUCCUGUGGAUGGAGGUUUCUGCUGUUUUUGUGUAAACCAGCCUCUAAUCCACCACCUCCUGAGGUAAUAGCAGUGUACCUGUUUACCAAAUACAGCAGUCCAGGAGGGGAAAUGUCGCUCUGACUUGUCCUUCAGAGUCAGACGGGCAAAGACAAAGCAACUGAGAAGCAGGGGACAUGAGACUGGACUCACGGGUUUUCGAUUUUGGGCUCUUUUAGUUUACAGAUUAAGAUGUUGGUGGUUUUGUCUAAUAUGCGAAAAUGAACCCUGUCAAAAAAAAACAGAACUAGGUGGCAAACAUAAAUUUGGGAUGAAGAGUUUUUUUUUUUUUUUAUAUAUAUUUUUUUUUAAACUUUUAUUUAUUUAUUUAUUUUUUAUUAAUUUUAAACAAGGACAAAUACAUAGAAAAGACAGACAAAAACAGUUAUCUAAAAUCAUCUUAGAUAUUUAAAAACAACUUUCAUAUUUAAAACUAAAGAUCAACUCAGUAACAGGCGAAGAAAAAAACAAUCAAAUUAAAAAAUAUAUAUAAUUAAAAAAAUAAUUUAACAAAAUUAAAAAAUGAAUAAAAGUAAAAAAAAAUAAACAAAAAAAAAUUAAUUAAAAACAAAAAACAAAACUAUAACUCUUUAUCCCAAACUUUUGUUCUUGCUAAUUUUUUUCUAACCAUCUAGGUCUGUUUUUUUUUUUUAACUUUUUGCCAUAAUCUUAGUCAAUAAGUCGUGAUGUUUUAAGAAUUAAGUGAAAAAUUCAAAUUUAAUAUCCUUUUGCUUUUUGAAAAAAAAAAUUAAUUCAUAUAAAUUAUAUAUAUAUUUUUUUCUUUUUUUUUCUCUCUUGCUUUUUUCUUCCUAUUUUUACUUAUUUCAGUACCUGAGGCCAAAUCAACUUUUUUUUUAUUACUAUAAAUAAUUUGUUUGAUUUUUGAUUAAAUUAAUUUUAAUAUUGAACAAACCUGACAAACCUUUGGGUGUUAUUUAUUAUUGUUAUUGUUUUGUUAUUUAGGUGUCUUCCCUUUUUUUCUGCUUUGUCCUAAACUUAUGUGUUUGUGUUAAUAUGAUUUAUGUUUGACCAUAUGAAAAUAAAACUAAAUGUUAUGUUUAAAAAAAAAAAUGAAAAAAAAAAUUUACAAAAAUUUUCCUCCUUCUUGAAAACCCCAGAUUAUAUUGAUAGGUGAUGGUGGUAAAUCAAGUCCUCAUUGAUGUCUUCUUUGUUCCUCUCUUUAGGGUCUGUCCAACUCCAGAGCCAAAGAGAUCCUGCUCCGUGACGGCCCGAACGCCCUCACACCUCCUCCCACCACACCUGAGUGGGUCAAGUUUUGUAAGCAGGUAAAAGCCAGCUCUCCACCCUUGAUCAUGCAAAAACUCACACCUGGUUUGCAUAUUCAAAUGAUCAGAAGAGUCCUGAAUCAGUCCGCUUGUUUUUCUUGUUUCUAGCUGUUUGGCGGUUUCUCCAUGCUGCUGUGGAUCGGUGCUAUCCUCUGCUUCCUCGCCUAUGGUAUCCAGGCUGCCUAUGAAGAUGAACCCGCCAAUGACAACGUAAGGAGAGCUCCACUUGUAAUUGAGGAAUUACUCCCACCAUAACAGAUUAACUGACUGUUUUCUCUUGCCGCAGUUGUACCUGGGUGUUGUACUCUCCGCUGUCGUCAUCAUCACUGGUUGCUUCUCCUACUACCAAGAGGCCAAGAGCUCCAAGAUCAUGGACUCCUUCAAGAACCUGGUCCCACAGGUGAGUUUUCCAACAUUUGUUCCCAUAUUUGCACCAUAAAAAACAGCGUUCAGUCCCAGUUUCCUCCAGAGUCCAAGAGCCAAUCUUUUUUUUCUCACCUUUGACCCACAGCAAGCCCUCGUCGUCCGUGAUGGAGAGAAGAAAAACAUCAACGCAGAAGAGGUGGUGGUGGGAGAUCUGGUGGAGGUGAAGGGUGGAGACAGGAUCCCUGCAGAUCUGAGAGUCAUCUCUGCUCAUGGCUGCAAGGUUUGUACCUUAACAAACCUUAACCUUGUGCCUGUAGCAAACUUCAGUCAUGAGUCAGUAAAUCCGGGUUGAAGUAGAUUGACAUCCAAAGGUCGCGAGCCAAACGUCCUUGUCAUUACAUCUCACUGCGGUCACCGUGUGUCUGAAUCCCUAAGCAGUCAGUUGUAUCUUCUUAUUCUUAUUUUAUUUUCCCUCCAUUAGGUCGACAACUCCUCCCUCACCGGUGAAUCCGAGCCCCAAACUCGUACUCCGGACUUCUCCAACGACAACCCUCUUGAGACCAGGAACAUCGCUUUCUUCUCCACUAACUGCGUUGAAGGUAGAAAACCUGCAACAACAAAAAAAAAUGAUAUUGUGUCAAGUUUUGAGUUCUCAAGUGCUAGUUCAGGCAAGCUACGAAGUUUGGCCCCGCCCACAUACAUAAGCCGAACGUAGCACCAGCACAAAACAUCAAAUUAACUUUACAACCUCCAUCGCAGCUGUCUUUUGAAGCUGUUUCUGAAUUUACGAGAGUGGUUUGCGGUCUGACAAGGGGGGGUCUCUAAACACUUGCUCCCACUCCCACUUUCUCCAGGUACCGCCAGAGGAAUUGUCAUCAACACCGGAGACCGUACCGUCAUGGGUCGUAUCGCCACCCUCGCUUCCAGCCUUGAAGGCGGCAAAACCCCCAUCGCCGUCGAGAUCGAGCAUUUCAUCCACAUCAUCACCGGUGUGGCCGUCUUCCUCGGCGUCUCCUUCUUCAUCCUCUCACUCAUCCUCGGUUAUGGAUGGCUGGAGGCCGUCAUCUUCCUCAUCGGUAUCAUCGUCGCUAACGUGCCUGAAGGUCUCCUGGCUACUGUCACUGUGAGUUCUGGCGUCACAUGUUGCGUGUUUUUUUUAACAGGAUAUAAGAAGUGAAAUUAAUCAUAUGGAAAUGAUGUUUGGCUCUAGGUGUGUCUGACUCUGACCGCCAAGCGUAUGGCCAAGAAGAACUGUCUGGUGAAGAACCUGGAAGCCGUGGAGACCCUGGGAUCCACCUCCACCAUCUGCUCUGACAAAACCGGCACCCUGACCCAGAACAGGAUGACUGUGGCUCACAUGUGGUUUGACAACCAGAUCCACGAGGCCGACACCACCGAGAACCAGAGUGGAACCUCCUUCGACAGGAGCUCAGCCACCUGGUCUGCCCUGGCGAGGAUCGCCGGACUCUGUAACCGCGCCGUCUUCCUGGCCGAGCAGAACAACGUCCCCAUCCUGAAGGUGAACUAUAUCAGCCUGCAAAGCUCUCCUGUUUGCUUCACUUCACCUUUUCUGAUCAUCACAAAGCUGUCUAAAUAAUUCACCUGUAGAGGAGGUUAUCAAUAACAUCAGCUCGAGGUGUCACGCCGUCUUUCAGGCCGAGCUGUGAGCAAACAGAAAGCUGACAACAUUUCGUUUAAUUUGAUAGUACACAGCGAGGAUUCUGAGAUCCAGUGUGGGAGGUGACUUGGCGAGGAACUUUUUGGAUCCUGCAAAAAUACCAAAUCAGCCAGACUGCACUACAAAUCUUUAUAAAAAGCACUCAACCUAAUGAAAGGCUUUUACGCAAAUAUAUAGCUGCUACCGCUGCUGCUGGUGCUAUAGACAAAGAAGCCAAACAGAGCGAGUGAUUUAUUUCUGAAUGAUGGCUGGCAAGUUAAUUUCUUUCUCAAACUGCUCAGUGGAAGCCAAACAAAAACAAGCAGAACAGGCCGUGAUAGUAGCCAGUGAAACAGUCCGUGAUAUGCUGUCUUUGUGAGUUAAGUCAGUUUCUUCUUACAAAGGGAAAAGCUUUCAAACCCACUGAUGUAUUUAUUUACCCUUCAUCCACAGAGAGAUGUAGCCGGUGACGCCUCAGAAGCCGCCCUGCUGAAGUGUAUCGAGCUGUGCUGCGGAUCAGUCGGCGGCAUGAGAGACAAAUACCCCAAGGUUGCCGAGAUUCCCUUCAACUCCACCAACAAAUACCAGGUACACAUCCUGACAACGUUUCACACAUUUCUAGUGCUCUUUCGUUAUUAAUUGUUUGUUUUUUCAUCAGUUUCAUAAGGGUUUAGUUAAUCCCAUCAUCAUAGGAGCUUACUUUUACCACCCCAAAUACUUGGAAAUAGUGCAAAAAUAACAGAAGUAAAAAUAUUAAAAUAUAUAGUCAUUCUAGAUUUGAUGCAAGCAACAUCUAUCCUAAAGAAAAAAAAAACACUGGGGUAGAAACAUGACUGAGUUAGAGAGGCUGGAUAUUGUCGCUAAAUGAAUGCAACAGUAGGCAUGACUCUGUAGUGGGAAGUAACUGCAUUCCCAAACACUGAUUAUACUGUUAUAUUAUACUACUUGAGGUGACGAUAUUAUGAAUCCCCAAAAAGAGGACACGACUAAGCAGGGAGCGGAGAUUAACUUUGAGAGAUUUUCGGGUCAGAUCGAGUGUUUUUACGCGCUUCUAACUCAGUAAGUCCACGUGACACAAACUGAAAACCUCCAUAUAAAACCCCGGACAUCUGAAGGAUUUUAUAAACUCCCUCAGACAAAGCCAGACAACGCCGGACAGGCCGCACAGCCCCCUAAAAAGAGGGCAUGUCCGGGUAAAACAGGACAUAUGGUCACCCUAUAAACUCGCUUGUUAUAAACGCAUAAAUAAAAAGCCAGCAUCGCUAAUGGUCUGAGGGUCACUUACACAUCUAUGAGGGCUUUAUUUAUUCUAAACAGUAGAUACAGGAACAUAUGCUGCCAUGUUUUCAUAUUACAACAACAUGGCUCAGUAGUAGAAGAGUCCAGCUAGCAGUCCUGGUGCGAUGACGCUGAAUAUUGUCUUAGAAUUAUAUGUAAAUUUUAAAAACAUCAUCAUUUCUGAGAUAAUAAAGGUUGUAAAUGUAACUGGGGCAAUUGUUGAUUUGCACCCCCUUGUGGUUGUUCUACGUCAUAUCACCACUGAUUUGUUUGGGAUGAAUGAGUGUUUUAGAUUUUAAGACGUCAUCAAAACAGAUUUAAAACUACAACACUUUGUCCCUUAGCUCUCCAUCCACAAGAACGCGACACCAGGAGAAACCAAGCACCUCCUGGUCAUGAAAGGAGCCCCCGAGAGGAUCCUGGACCGCUGCUCCACCAUCAUGAUCGCAGGAAAAGAGCAGACUCUGGAUGACGAGAUGAAGGACGCUUUCCAGAACGCUUACGUUGAGCUGGGAGGACUUGGAGAGAGAGUGCUGGGUACGAACACGUGGCUUUCACACUUUUACGUCUUGAUUACACGGCGAAGAAAUCAGACCCCUGACUAGUGUUUCUUUCCCGCAGGUUUCUGCCACUUCAGCCUGCCUGAUGACCAGUUCCCAGAUGGCUUCGCUUUUGACACUGAAGAGGUGAACUUUCCCACUGAGAACCUGUGCUUCAUCGGCCUCAUGUCCAUGAUUGACCCUCCUCGUGCCGCUGUGCCAGAUGCUGUUGGAAAAUGCAGGAGCGCUGGAAUCAAGGUCUGAAAUUUGUAUCCACGGCGUAGGAAUCCCAACAUUUCACCGGGCAGAAAUAUUCAAAAAUCAUUUCUUGUUCACAGGUCAUCAUGGUCACAGGUGACCAUCCUAUCACAGCCAAGGCUAUUGCCAAAGGUGUGGGUAUCAUCUCUGAAGGCAACGAGACCGUUGAAGACAUCGCCGCUCGCUUGAACGUACCAGUGUCAGAGGUCAACCCCAGGUUAGUCUCUCACUAAAGCUUGAACUCUAUAUUUACGUUCUAGAUGUAAUCUGGUUACUGAUCAAAAUUGUGUUUCUGGCGAAUAUGGACCGACUUGAGUGGUUAGUUUGUCAUCCCACUUUCAGUUUUUGUCUGUGGCAGCACUUCAACUGCUUGAACAAAAUUUCAUCAGUGUUGGCUAAAGAGGUCCUGUUCACUCCAUCGCCAGAAAGGCUUUUACUGUUUUCUACUGCAGACUCAUAAAUCCAUUCUGGUCUUGGAGCAGAUGGCUGAUUUGAGUCUCUGUCAGCAUCAGCAGAGCGCAGUCUCUCAUGGAAAUUAAAAAAUGUUGGAGUCUUGGAGGGGAAACUUCGACAAACUAAUCUUUUUAUACUUUUGUCUCUUAUCCGGUUGUAACUAAUGGUCCACUGCUGUUAUGAUUUCCUUUCUAGGGAUGCCAAAGCCUGCGUCGUCCACGGUGGAGAGCUGAAAGACAUGACCUCAGAGCACCUCGAUGAUGUGCUGAAACACCACACUGAAAUCGUCUUCGCCAGAACCUCUCCUCAGCAGAAACUGAUCAUUGUGGAAGGUUGCCAGAGACAGGUACGAUCAUAAAGAUGCAUCCAAAGACAUCCUCCAUGCUUGAUCGUCUGUUUUUGUUAGAAAUCUUACAAGUAUCUUGUUUUCUUUCCUCAGGGAGCCAUUGUAGCUGUAACAGGUGACGGUGUGAACGACUCUCCUGCUCUGAAGAAGGCUGACAUCGGUGUUGCCAUGGGUAUCGCCGGAUCUGACGUCUCCAAGCAGGCGGCUGACAUGAUCCUGCUGGACGACAACUUUGCCUCCAUCGUUACUGGAGUGGAGGAAGGUAAGACCUGAACCUGCAGAGUUGUGAAAGCGGAGACCACAAAAAGCAUCAUGUAACUGGAUUUCCUCUCUUUUCUAGGCCGUCUGAUCUUUGACAACUUGAAGAAGUCCAUCGCCUACACCCUGACCAGUAACAUCCCUGAGAUCUCACCCUUCCUGCUUUUUAUCAUCGCCAACAUCCCGCUGCCUCUGGGAACCGUCACCAUCCUCUGUAUCGACCUGGGAACUGACAUGGUAAACUACCUCAAGGAAUUAUUCUUCAGGGACAUCAAAACACGUUCUUGGAAGUUAAACUGCAUCUGUUCUCUCUCAGGUUCCCGCCAUCUCUCUGGCUUAUGAAGCAGCUGAGAGCGACAUCAUGAAGAGACAGCCCAGAAACCCCAAAACAGACAAACUGGUGAACGAGAGGCUGAUCAGUAUAGCCUACGGACAGAUUGGUAAAUUGAUUGAUAAUGACGCCUGAUCAAUUCUACCUUUAACGGACCCGUCUGAUUAAAGUCUUUCCUUUUUUCUUCUAGGUAUGAUGCAGGCCACGGCUGGGUUCUUCACAUACUUUGUGAUCCUGGCUGAAAACGGUUUCCUCCCCAUGGACCUGAUCGGUAUCAGAGUGCUCUGGGACAACAAAUAUGUCAACGACUUGGAAGACAGUUAUGGACAGGAAUGGGUUAGUAAUCACCAUUUGUGUCUAUUUUUAUUAUCAAUGGUUUUCUUUUAUUUCCUCAUUUCACUUCUAUAUUGAAUUGUUACCUCAAGUUACAUAAGAAACUGGAUAAGCAUUCAGAGAAGGAAGUAAUAAAGGGGAAGGAACUCGGUUUGGCCCAUAGACUGUUUAUAGAAUGGACAGAGUCAGCCUCCUCUCUGGGUGAAGCCACUCCGAGAACAGCACCCUCUGUUGAUGGGCUGCAGUAUAGGUCAUAAAUCCUGCCUCCUCCAGCAAUCCCUAUGGAGCUGUGGACAAACUUUAGAAAUUUAUUACAUAGAAUAUAAAUUUUUCUCUCCCCUGCUUGUGAUGUUGACAUGUAGUUACAGUAAGACUAGUUUGUGCUCAAGUCCUCUUUUUUCUGUACGGCUCUGUUUUUAAAAGUUAUUAGGGGGUUCAUGUUUUCUAUGAUUGACACCUGAUACAGCCUAUGGGUGUACGAAGAUUACGUAGCUCACCGGGAGGAUACGCUGUUUGAGCCGAGCAUCAUCACAGCCACUCUGGGCAACUCUACCGCCGAAUGCGUUCAACACUACUGCGCAAUGUUGAUUUUAGGAAAUGGAGAAAAAACGUAGAAUUACCGAGAGCUUUUCGGCUUCAAAACCGUAUACUGGUGGAAGGCGGAACCAAGUUGUCCACAGUAUAUACAGUCUAUGUUUUGUUCCCUUGGUGGAGCUGGGAUUCAUCCUUGCAGCAAUCGAGCUGGAGAAGUUCCUGCUAAGAGGUUGUGGGCAGAUAAAAACAGAAGAGGCCCCAGGAAAGAGCCGAGGGGAACUCCAGUGGUGACAGAAAACAUUUUUGUUUGGCUGUUUUUGUCGCUCAUUGAGACAUAAAUUAAAAAUGGGCAAACGGGAUGAGGUCUGUUUGGUGGACAGAUUAGUGUUGAAAUUAAUGGUAAAUUAGAGAAGAGGCCCCAGGACAGAACCCUGGAGGACACCAAAAGUAAUAGAAAAUAAGUGCUUCUGUUUGAUUAUUUUUCUACCUCAUUUUGACAUAAUUGUACAUUUUGGGAAAACAGUGGUUUACUAUCGAGUUAAAAAACUUGUGUGAGUGCAGAUUUGAUUAAAAAAACUUCACAUUCGACCUUUUGAAAGAGAGUCGAAACAUCUCCAAGAACCUCAAACGAGUCCAGUCACCCUUUUAACAAAGAAUUGAGUUACUUACAUUCAUGUUCUUAAAAUGUUCUCUCCACCAGACGUACGAGCGCAGAAAGAUCGUCGAGUUCACCUGCCACACAGCCUUCUUCGCCAGUAUUGUGGUCGUGCAGUGGGCCGAUCUGAUCAUCUGUAAGACCAGGAGGAACUCCAUCCUGCAGCAAGGAAUGAAGUACGUAUGAAUCGGCACAGAAAGUAUAGAAAGUCACAUCCAAACUUGUACUUGCUGUCAACUAUGGAUUAAUGGAUUGAUGAGGUUAAUUUAGUUCAUGAAAAUUAGAUGUUUUAUUUGUUCUUAAUUGUCUCCUUUUACUCUAGGAACCGAAUCCUCAUCUUCGGACUGUUUGAGGAGACGGCUCUUGCUGCCUUCCUUUCAUACUGUCCUGGCAUGGACGUGGCCCUCAGAAUGUACCCUCUCAAGUAAGUAAAAACACACUGACACACACACACUCAUACACACACACUGCAGCCUUUUAACCAAAGAGUUGAACUUUACCUGACCGGAGUGACUUUCUAUUUCUGUCGAUACACUAAUUAUCUGAUCAGCUCUUUCAGUCUGUGGUUGUUCCUGUCGGUAUGAUCUCAUUUUCUGUGUAAACACUCAGAACAUUCAUUUUAAUGCAGACUGGGGGAUUUGAUGAGCACAAUAUGCAUUAUCCUUAUUAAAGUGGUCAUCCGUGAAAUCCUUUUUUCUCUGAAUUUGCCGACCUUCGCCACAGAGCGUCUUCCACAUUGUUGUCCCUGCUGAAUUUCACUCACGUCCACACUUUUUCCAGCAGAUCCAUCCUGCUAUGACAUCCAAACACACCACAAACACUCUCAUAAGAACUCAUUAGUUAAAGAACCUAAUAUUCAAAGCGAGGUAUCAUCAGCAUAUGAAUUGAUCUAAAUGGUCUAAUGUCCCCCUGAAGCUCUCCAAACCCCCGUGGAUAUACGACUCUUUCCUUCAACAGUCUGCGAAAGUGUUUUUAUCAUUUUUGUCACUUUCCUGCUCAAACUAAAUCUCUCUCCGUCUGUCCUUCUCUUCCUCAGGCCAUGUUGGUGGUUCUGUGCCUUCCCCUACUCCCUCCUCAUCUUCCUGUAUGAUGAAGCCAGAAGAUAUAUCCUCAGACGCAACCCAGGCGGUAAGACCCUUAUUUAAGCUUUUUGGGUUCUUUUAUUAGGACUUUUAUAUCACAGGUCUGCCUGUGCUCUCUGUAUCAGGAGGUAAAUGUUGUCUCUGUCCAAAACAAAUCCAGUCAAAAUGUUCAUAGAUGUUUCUUGUAGUUCCCAUUUUAAAAAAAACUCUUAAUCUUCCCACUAUUUUUUAAUGAAAAAAAUGGCCCCAUAAUUUUGCAUAAAGAUUGUAUUUGAAGUUUUACAAACUUCCAGGAUAUAACUGUAAGUGUCCCAAAAAUAUAUCAAAAAUUUGCAAAGUUUUACAAAACCUAACCCAAAAUCUUUUCUUUAAAAAUUCUAGAUGAGACCCAAUUUUUUUUUCUUCAAUUUUUCAGUUUAAAUUUUUCAUUGAAAGUUUCCCAAAUUUUUUCAAAAUAAAUCUUAAAUCAAAAACUCCAAAGUUUGACAACAAUUUCCUGAACUGUCACUAAGGUCUCCCAAAAAUACAAUCAUGACAUCCAUUACAUUCUUAAAAUUUUGUUUUUGAUUUUUCAAGCGUUACAAAAUUCUUAUGAACUUAUGAUGAUUUUUCUAAAAAACCAAAUGUUUAAAAUUUUAGAUAUAUUUUUAAGAUUUUUUUUGAAACUCUGGAAAUACCAGUUUAUAUCUGAAAGUUUCCCAAAAUCCUUUUAAAAAUUUAGUCAUAUUUUGGGAAAAUUUUCCUCAUAAUUUAGCCUUUUUUUUUUCAAAUUAAUUAUGUAAGGCUUCCACUGGAUUUCAGAAAUUUCUUUAGUAAAUCUUUAAAAUUUCUGUAGAUUUUUCUCAUUUUUGGAAUUCACGUUCUUGUUUCUAAAGGUCUAUUUUAUUUUAUUUUAUUUUAUUUAUUUAUUUUUCUAGCAACAUUUUAGGAAAAAUCUUAAAAUUUCCACAGAAAAAAAGUCCAGGAGGUCUCAAAGUUGAGCAGAAAAAAUCAAGUUCUAAAAAUUUGCUCUCAUUAUAUUUCAAAAAUUCUUUCACUGUUUCCUCAGUGAAAUACUUUGCUUAACAACCAACAAGAACUUUUUUUUUCUCCCACUCACUAAUUGGCAGAUAUUUUGUCUGAUACAGAGAGUAAAAUCAAUACUGUAGUGAUAAAUGAUGAUGUAAAGUUGAGGGUACAUGGAGCUGUUUGUGUCCCCUUGUGUCAGUUUCAUGUGUGUUUGUGGAUGUGUGUGAUAUCUCCAUCAAAACUGCGCCCCACACAGACCAGUGAACUGUGGCAGAUGGCAGAGCCCAGAGGGAUUUCAACCCUCAACCCCUCCAUUGUUAGCUAAAGCCUCGUUCCAUUCACGGAUCUGAGUACAACCUGUAUGCAGGGCUGGCUUUAGUGCAGCUGUUUGUGUGUUCGUGUGUGUUUGUGGGUCUGCUCCAUCUGAGCCCCUCCGCACAGAUCAGUGAACAUCCCAUUGCCCAUCCAUGGUGAAUAAUUUGUUACCAACAGAGAGAGAAAACAAGUCAGAGCCACAGAUUUCCAAACAAACAGGAAUGGAUUAAAGCAGAUAAAGACAAGAGCUAAAACUUUGGUGUCUGAAGUUGAACCCAUGAUUCCAGUCCAGUGAUUUUGAGCUCUCUAUGAAACACGACUUCUCCAUGUUUGGGGCCUAAAAAUAAAACGCAGCUCUGGGCUCAGCGGAGCGCAGCCAAAAGAUGCGAAAUCACACAAGUCAAGCAUGCAAAUCUUGUCAACUUCUCAUGAAGUUUUAUGAGAUUUACAUCUUUUGGGUCAUGAGUGAUGAUAUCAUCCAUCUCCCCGUCUCUUCACAAAGAAAGUCGUGGCUCUGAAUCAUUGACACUAAUCAUGUCCCGUGAUUUCACCCUGCAGCCUGAGCACAAAGUUAAAAGUCUCUGUAUGACAACAAGAAAAUUCAGACCCUGAACAUGUCCCUAAUUGUGUCUCCUUUGGUUUCCAGGUUGGGUGGAGCAGGAGACAUACUACUGAGUCGACACAUACGCAGAGGGGAGCAGUCAGUGUUUCAUCGUUUUUUGCUGCCAUGUUACAUAUUUGUCUGAAAUGUUAGCCAGACGGGAAAAAAACACAAAAACAUGGAUAAAUUAAGAAAAUCUUGAUGUAUAUGUCCUUCUCAAUAAAAUAUUUCCUUACCAUUGUA
This is a messenger RNA of Xyrichtys novacula (pearly razorfish), 17688 nucleotides long. Lineage: Eukaryota; Metazoa; Chordata; Actinopteri; Labriformes; Labridae. The record is from the annotation of a GenBank genome assembly.